Glarea lozoyensis ATCC 20868 is the source of this 723-nucleotide messenger RNA. Its product is annotated as RING/U-box. Lineage: Eukaryota; Fungi; Ascomycota; Leotiomycetes; Helotiales; Helotiaceae. The coding region runs from base 1 to 723 and encodes 240 amino acids. The record is from RefSeq and is a predicted model, not a curated record. The transcript has a single exon.
AUGUCAUCACAACUCAAUAACCUGGAGGGGUCCCAAGAGGACAUCAAACGAAAUGAGAGCGAGCAAUGCGCUAUCUGCUUCGAGGGCUUCGUCGAAAAGACGACCAUUCUUCCUUGCGAACAUAAGACAUGUUAUGAUUGCAUCGGCAAGACGAUGUCAGCGCAAACAAUAUCCAGCAAGACAUGUCCCUUCUGUCGCGGAGAAAUCGUUGAACUGAGUCGCACAGUCGUUGAGAAGAUAUCAAGCGGUCAGACCUUGGAUGAGGAAGCGGGGCCGUACAUUGAGCUGCCAUCUAUGCCUGAUUUCGAAGCCGAAAGAGAAGAAUUACGAGUUGAAGCAGCACGGUUGGAAAUGAAACAAGAGAGUCUUCGCCGUCGAAUGGACUUUCACGAACGAAUCAGGGUUUUGGAGUUCCGCUUUCUCAUGCUUACCCGCAACGAACGAUUUCUUAACGUUCGAUUACCCCGAGCAAGAGAAGCGGUAGACCGUAUAUUAGACUCCAGUCUCAAUAUACAGAUAUCAAUGGGUCAAGUUCGCUCAUCGGAUUAUCGCAGGGACAGUCAUACUUUUGAGAUUGUGGACCGCCUCACUAGUCCUUUACGCGUACGACUGCACAUGCUUCAAGAGCAAACCCUUUCACUCAGGGAUGAGUAUGACAACAGAAUUAGGGAUGCCGCGCUCGAAGAGAAUCUAGAAUCUGUCCAAAAUCUAUUUGAUGAUUAG